UUUGCCGGUCAGUUGAAGCGAUUCCUGGGAUUGUGGCCCCUGUUGCAUGCUGACAUCUUCUGGAAGCCACAGGAUUUCCUUUCCUCCCACUCUGAAGAAGGUGAUGGAGAAGACAUUCAGAAUUCCAGGGGAUGGGGCACCUUUCGUUUCAUUAGGAAUAGAAAUUAAAAUGUGUGAAAUGUGGGAUAUGCUUCAUUGAAUGAGCACACAUAGCUCACAUCAAUGACUCCAAGAGGGGAGAAAACAUUUAAAGGUAUGGAGAGUGGGAAAAGUUUCACUGAUAGUAGAAAACUUAGAACACAUCAGCGGACUCACAUGGACAAGAAAGGAUUCCAAUGCAGGGAGUGUGGGAAGAACUUCAGUCUAAGAGGACUCCUCAAUAUACACCAGCGGACUCACACAGGGGAAAAACCAUUUAAAUGCAUGGAGUGCGGAAAAAGCUUUAGUGAAAAUGGAGCCCUUAGAAUACAUCAACGGACUCACACAGGGGAAAAACCAUUUAAAUGUAUUGAGUGCGGAAAGAGCUUCAGUCAGAAUGCAGACCUUAAAAAACAUCAACGGAUUCACACAGGGGAGAAACCAUAUAAAUGUAUGGAAUGUGGAAGGAGCUUCAGUUACGAUGCAGGACUUAGAUCACAUCAACAGACACACACAGAGGAGAAACCAUAUGGAUGUAUGGAGUGUGGAAAGAGCUUCAGUCGGCUUGGAACCCUUAGAAUACAUCAACAGACUCACACAGGGGGAAAACCAUUUAAAUGCAUUGAGUGUGGAAAGAGCUUCAGUCGAAAUGGAUACCUUAGAACACAUCAACGGACUCACACAGGGGAGAAACCAUUUAAAUGCUUGGAAUGCGGAAAGAGCUUCAGUUACGAUUCAGGCCUUAGAAGACAUCAACUGACUCACACAGGCAGGGGGGAAACCAUUUAAAUGUAUUGAGUGCGGAAAGAGCUUCAGUCAGAAUGGAGACCUUAAAACACAUCAACGGACUCACACAGGGGAGAAACCAUAUAAAUGUGUGGAGUGUGGGAAGUGCUUCAGUUUCAAUGCAAUGCUUAGAAGACAUUAACGGACUCACACAGGGGGAAAACCAUUUAAAUGCAUUGAGUGCAGAAAGAGCUUCAGUCAGAAUGGAGACCUUAAAUUACACCAGCGGACUCACACAGGGGAGAAACCGUUUAAAUGCAUGAAGUGCGGAAAAAGCUUCAGUCAAAGUGGAAAUCUUAGAAAACAUCAGCAGACACACAGGGAAGAAACCAUUUAAAUGUAUGGCAUGUGGAAGGAGCUUCAGUCAGAGUGGAACCCUUGAUAUACAUCAACAAACUCACACAAAAGACAAACCACAUAAACGUCAGGAAAGUAUAUUGAGGCUCAGUCCUUGUGGAAGUCCUACAUCAGCAGACUCGUGGCCAGGAAGAACUUUACCAGUUGACACCCUACAUACCAUCAAUAACUUUAAAUGGAAGGAUUGCAGAAAGUGCUUUAGCUAUAAUGUAAUGUUUAAGAAACAUGAAGGGACCUUCAAAGGGGAGAACCCAUUUAUAUGUAUGGAGUGAGGGACGUGUUCCUCUCAGAGUCCACUCUUCUUCACGGCAAUGAACUCAGAGGAAAUCUGUCUUCCUGCUUCAGGGCCAGCUGAGUCUGUUUCUCUUGUCAUUUUCUCGUAGCUGGGUAAUUCCCCUCUAAUCUGCUCUGUGUCUGUGUCUCUCCCUCCUUCUGAGACCACUGGAAACGAAGGGGAUGACUUUCCCCCCUCCAGCUCCUCUUCUGAGGAAAGAUGAUCGGCCUGAGAAUGGAUUCCCCCCUUAAGGUGAGGGACCUCAACGGAGUCCCUUCAUUAGAAAUGGACAGGACAGAAAGGGACAGAAUAUCUAGAAAAGGGAGACCACCACAUACAUUUUUUCAAAUGGUGGACAGCUUAAACCUAAGGGAUGCAUGGAGAGACAAAAAUCCACUGGAGAAACAGUUCACACUCUUUUCAGAAGCCUAACAAUCGUCAGGGAGAAUUUAUGCAAUCUAGAUCUCAAAUAAUUUAAUAAUAGAAAUUUAAAAAAACAGAGAUUCACCCAAGGACAAUAACAGAUCAUAAUCCAGUGAUAUUAGAAUUAGAAAAUAAAGAAAAGGGUAAUAAAAGAUGGCGAUUAAAUGAGAAUUUAUUAAACGAUGAAAAUCUGGUGAUUAAAGCACAAGAAUUGUUGAAAUAAUUCUUUGAAAUCAAUAAAUCACAAGACACUGAUAUAAGAAUAAUUUGGGAUGCCAGUAAAGCAUUUCUUAGAGGCUUCUAUAUCCAGCAAAAUGCAGGGGAAAAGAGAGCUUAUGAGAGGAACUUAGAGCAGUUAAGAGAAGAAAUAGCGAGCAAUGACAAAAUACUAGCGAAGGAACCAAAAAAUAAAAAGGUAGCACCAAAAAUCAAGUUAUUACAAACACAAUUCUCGUAGUUGUUAAGCAUUGAAAUCCAAAAUAACAUAAGAUGGAUGAAACAGAGAUCCUUUGAAUUUGCAAAUAGGCCCAGCAAAAAACUGGCAUGGCAACUGAAGAAGAGACAGAGAGAUUAAUAGAUAAAAUCAAAGACGGCGAGAAAACGAGAAGAAAUAAGUGUUUUAUCAACCACUUCAAAAAUUUAUGUAAUAUAGGCAAGGAAACAGAAGAAGAUAUAAAAAAUUAUCUGCAGGGGAAAGACUUACCCAGAGUGGGAAUAGAAAAAAAUGCAUAUCUAAAU
This is a messenger RNA of Podarcis raffonei (Aeolian wall lizard), 2716 nucleotides long. RefSeq names its product gastrula zinc finger protein XlCGF7.1-like. The coding region runs from base 223 to 927 and encodes 234 amino acids. The transcript has 2 exons. Gene Ontology annotation, molecular function: DNA-binding transcription factor activity, RNA polymerase II-specific; RNA polymerase II cis-regulatory region sequence-specific DNA binding. Gene Ontology annotation, biological process: regulation of transcription by RNA polymerase II. The record is from RefSeq and is a predicted model, not a curated record. NCBI's taxonomy places the organism in Eukaryota, Metazoa, Chordata, Lepidosauria, Squamata, Lacertidae.